This is a messenger RNA of Gigantopelta aegis, 3922 nucleotides long. RefSeq names its product serine-aspartate repeat-containing protein F-like. Bases 654 to 3620 code for a protein of 988 amino acids. Gene Ontology annotation, cellular component: nucleus. The transcript is spliced from 14 exons. Lineage: Eukaryota; Metazoa; Mollusca; Gastropoda; Neomphalida; Peltospiridae. The record is from RefSeq and is a predicted model, not a curated record.
ACAAGCCAGAAGAAUGAUGUAAUUGAUCAAGAUGGCGCCAAAUUCUUGACAAAUGUGAAAACUGAAAGAAUGGAAGAUUUUGUAAAGAAUUUAGUGUCCACUUCAGAUUUAAGUGUCCUGACUAAGAAGGUUGUACGGAAGUGCUACCUGGUGCACAUUGGUAAGCCGUCGCUGACUGACGAAGAGAAGGAGCAACUUAACAAUACUCUGUAUUCCUUGCUGGAAGAACUGGCAAUCAAACAGAACUCACAGAGACAGUCACUGGAAAAGGUUACAGAUUCUGAAACUGCUGCCAAGAAGAAAAACAAAAAGAAUGCUUUGCCAUCAAUGAAAUUACCAGUCAAACUGGGGCUCGGUCUGGGUCUCCGCAACGUGGUACUAAACCAGGGUCCUCUCCAGCUAAAAACAGGCAUGGAGGCAAAAAGGUGAAGACUGUAGCUGCACACAAAAGGACAAUUCGGAUUGAGCCAAAGGGUCUGGAAGGAAACGAAGCGUCAGUAACAGACUUAUCACUGGUUGUUGAAGACUCUGACACAGGCACACCUGAUGAACAAAAGAAAAGUAGUGUAAAUCUGUCUUCAAAGAAAAAGGUCAAGCCAAGUAAAAAAUCUGGUGAGCCAAAAAUUGUAGCUAAUGGACAAAAAACAACACUUAUGAAAAAGCAAAGUCCACGGAUGAUGAAGUUGCAUGAAGCAGUUGAUUUAGUCAUAAACUCUGAUGUGUCAGUAAGUGAUGAGGAAAGUAGUGUAGGAAAAGCAAAAAGCAAACGACGAAGGACAAAGAAAUCUGCCAUAGUGGACACCAGCUCAGAAUCUGAAGAAGAACAUCUUCAAAAAAAAAGAAGAAAGAGAAAGAUUGUUUCUGAUGACGAUGGCUCAGAUUUAAAUGAAACACUCUAUACCAAAGAUACCCCAAGGAAAGAUUUCUCUCGUAGAAAGGUUGAAAAGCAAUGUUCUGAUGAUGAACCAGAUAAAGAUGAAGACCUGUCUGGGUCUAGUGAUGAUCAGAAUUAUGGAUCUCAUAGAGCAGUGAAGAGUAAAAAAGUAAAAUCAAAACGAUUUGCAGCUGGUAAAUCGUCUGAUGAUGAAAAAAGUUCUAGUUUUGUAUCCAGUAAGGAUUUGUCACCAGUUAAAAAGAAGAAUUCGUUAAAAAAGAAACAGCUAACCAGUCAGCCAGGCUCUGCGAAAAAACGUCCAUCUGUAAAAGAUAAUAAUGUUGAUGGACAUGACUCUGAAGGCAAAACACAUGUGUUUUCAGUGUCUGAAAGUGACAGUGAGCGUGAUAAACAGAUGAAGAAGGACUUGGAUCUCAAAAUCAUGGGACGAAAACUGAAGACAAUAUAUGAAGGUAUCCCGAAAACUAAGCAGAAUGAGAGCAGAACUUCAGGACUGUACAUCGAGUCUGAAGAUGACCUGCCUUUAGUGAAGUACAGGUCAGACGAUGAGAUCGAUGAAGAUGAUCUCCCCCUGAAACAAAAGAAGAACAAGACAUCUGGGUCUAAGCAGUUGUCAUUGUCAAGUAAGAAAAGGUCUAAAGUUGUUAAGUGUAGUGACUCUGAAGAUGAUUCAGAUGUGUCGAGUGGGGAAGAUGAAAAACCAGCAUUAAUACGCGCUAAACAGACAAAGAGGAAAUCUGAAAAGAAGUCUAAAGUGGAUGAGGAAGUCGGAAUCAUUUCUGAUAGUGAUUCUGAUUCAGUAAUGAAAAAGAAUAAACCUUCAAAAGACAAACCGAUCAUGUGUGAAUCUGGUGGUGAUUCAGAAGAAGACAUUCCUCUAUCAAAACAGAGAACAUUGAAAGAUGCUCAUACUGGGUUUCCACUGAAUAAAGGUAAAGCUGAAACCAAGUCUCUGGUGGUGGAAGACGGUACCAAAAAACGAGGUGUGAAAAGAAAAAACAACAGCAGUCUGAACAGUAAGAGGGAAUCAAAAAAUGCAAAGUCAAGGAAACGAAGAAAGGUUGAUCGUGAUUCUUCCUCGUGUGAAGAAUCCAGCUCGGCCGCUGAAGUGGACAGCUCUGAAGGUGAAGAAACCUCUCUCUCUUCAUUGAAGAAAAGUAAGAGUAAUGUGACUUGCCAGGCUGUUUCCAGCUCAGACGAUGAAGUACCCGCCUCUGCAUCACAGAUUAGUAACACUAGUACAAGUAGCAGACGGUCUUCUAGGGCCAAAGCAGACGUACGAAAUGUACCUGUGACCAGUGACAGUGAUGUCGAUAAACAGUCUGACUGUGUUGUGGAUGGUGGGGACGGCUCGGACAUUGAGGUGGAUUCGGACAUGGACUCUGAGAAUCACUCUGGUCAGGAGAAGUCUGCUUCCAGUGAUGGUGGUGAGGAGGAGGAGUUUACUAGGCAAAAGAAGAUAACACAUUUAAGAAAAAAGACGGUUACCAGCGAUUCCAAUUCAACAUCAGAUUCCGAUGCUGCUCUUGCCACUGCAACGAAAAAGAAAAAGUCUUCACCGAAAACCCAGCAAAAUACCAGCAAGUCUAAAGUUACCAGCGAUUCCAAUUCAACAUCAGAUUCCGAUGCUGCUCUUGCCACUGCAACGAAAAAGAAAAAGUCUUCACCGAAAACCCAGCAAAAUACCAGCAAGUCUAAAGUUACCAGCGAUUCCAAUUCAUCAUCAGAUUCCGAUGCUGCUCUUGCCACUGCAACGAAAAAGAAAAAGUCUUCACCGAAAACCCAGCAAAAUACCAGAAAGUCUAAAGUUACCAGCGAUUCCAAUUCAACAUCAGAUUCCGAUGCUGCUCUUGCCACUGUAACGAAAAAGAAAAAGUCUUCACCAAAAACCCAGCAAAAUACCAGAAAGUCUAAAGUUACCAGCGAUUCCAAUUCAACAUCAGAUUCCGAUGCUGCUCUUGCCACUGUAACGAAAAAGAAAAAGUCUUCACCAAAAACCCAGCAAAAUACCAGAAAGUCUAAAGUUACCAGCGAUUCCAAUUCAACAUCAGAUUCCGAUGCUGCUCUUGCCACUGUAACGAAAAAGAAAAAGUCUUCACCGAAAACCCAGCAAAAUACCAGCAAGUCUAAAGUUACCAGCGAUUCCAGUUCAUCAUCAGAUUCCGAUGCUGCUCUUGCCACUGUAACGAAAAAGAAAAAGACUUCACCAAAAACCCAGCAAAAUACCAGAAAGUUUAAAGUUACCAGCGAUUCCAAUUCAUCAUCAGAUUCCGAUGCUGCUCUUGCCACUGUAACGAAAAAGAAAAAGUCUUCACCGAAAACCCAGCAAAAUACCAGAAAGUCUAAAUGUGAGGAGAAGCCGUACCUAAAGAACCUGCGAAAGAUCUGCCACGCUGUGGGGAUUAUCGUGCGGAACACCAUUGAGCUCAAGGACUGCGACACGGAAGAAGAGAAAAUCAAGCGACUCAAAGAACUUCUCAGGAAGGCAGGCAUGCAAGGCCAGCCCAGCAUGAAUAAGGUGCAGGCACUCAAGCUGCUCAAGGAGGCGGCUCAACUGGACACCAGCAACAUCCUGUCCAGUGUCAAAGGGAGAUCAUCAAGGAGUCGUGUACAAGACAAACCAUCCCACAAGAAACCAGUGUCUUCACCCGUGUCUCCCUCGGUAACCAGGGUCUUCCACAGACUGAAGGGAAUUGUCGACAGUGAAGGCUCAGAGAGCGACUGACUUGGAGAUCUAGUUCUCUACCUCUGCAUUUCCAUCCAUUAUGACGGUGUGCAGCGGGUUUCAAGAUGCUGUUAACAGUGAUGGUUUGAUUUCACAAAUCUAUCUGUAUUCAUUGCUAUGCGAAUAAUAAUUCCAGACAAGACAUUUCAAAUAAGGAGAGCAGUUUCACAGUAUCUAUACCAGCCUCGGUGGUGUCGUGGUUAAGCCAUCGGACAUAAAGCCUGGUAGGUACAGGGUUCGCAGCCCGGUACCGGCUCCCACCCAGAGCAAGUUUUAACAACUCAAUGGGUAGGUGUGAGACC